AUUUUGUUAUGAAAUCACAAGUGUUCGUGCUUGGAAGCAGUGGUGUCCAAAAUGUGCUCAGUGUUCAGAUAUGUAGCAUGCGCGCUGCUCGUCGCUACGACGACAGCCAGCCAACAACAACAAUGGACGCCGUACAACAUGGCGGCCAUGCAACAACAGUUUCAACAACAGUUACAAUACGGCCAACAACAGUGGGAUCAACAGUACCAACCUAGUGACUACUCCGGCGGCUACGAUUUCGGGGGCCACGGUGGUGAAGAAUCCGAAGACCACGGAGGCCACGGGGGUUUUGGAGGCCAAGAAUUGAAGGCCCACUCUUACCCCGUGCACCAACACAUUGAAGAAGAAAAUCCUGAACCCAUCAAACACUACAAGGAAGUCGUGGUCCCUCUACCCAAAAACGUAGAAUUCAAAAUCAAUCAACCCGUCUUAAUUCCCGUACCUCACCCCGUCCCUAUUCAAGUGCCCGUACCUAAGGCGGUUGUAAUUCCAAUCAUUAAAGAAGUAUCAAUUCCCGUUGAGAAGUCCGUACCAUACCCGGUAGAAAAAACGGUACAUGUACCAAAAAUCGUCAAGGUCCCGUUCGAAGUUGUUAAGCACGUUAUUGUCCCGGUAGAAAAGCCGGUACCAUUCAAAGUACCGGUAUAUGAAACUAUUAUCCAUACUAAGAAGGGAUCCCAUAAGAUCUAAAAAGUGAAAUUUACAUUUUUAACAUUCCAUUUUUCCACAUUGCACCGAAUAGACUUUUGAUCGGUGUGACAAAUUAUAAAGGCAGUUCAAUACUUUUAAAUAGACAAGAUUCUGACGACGAGUGCUCGUCAAAGCCCCCUGUAAGCUGUAUGGAGUUCACAGACGUCAUAACCUAAGCCACGAGAAUAGCGCUUGAAUCACAUAUAGCUAGCCGAUCAAAAGAUUAUACAGUGUACCUUACCUUAUAUUAUUUCUGUGAAAAGGAAUAUUUUCUUUUCUUUUCUGGCAUUAAAUUGACGAAUAAGUACAAAAGCUAGAAGCGAUAUUGCAAUAGUCCUGUUGUACUUUGUAUAUAAAAAUAGUGUGUAGAACUUAGAUUGAAAUAAAUAGUGAAAAUGGGUGAAUUUAUGCCACCGGAAUGAUAUCUACAUGUAAUUACGGUGGCGAUUUUUUGCGGAAUAACACCGCCUAUUUGUAGGUAAUCUUUAAAAUUUAUCAUAUUUUUUUCAUUUCGUAUUUCUCUUUGGUUUUGUAAUACAAGUCAUGUCGGUGGCAUAAGUUUUCCAAAUAGUGUAUCAGUAUAUUUGUUUUAAUGUAUGGUUUAUUGACACUAGGACUACUAUUUGACUGUUAUUUUGUUUUUAAUGUUGUUAUACAGGGUUGUACAGGGUUUUGUAAUCAAAAAAGUUAUGUUCAUAAGGAGGUUGCGAAAGUGACACCCCUGUUUAAAACUCUGUACUGCUCUGUACUGUUGUUAAUUGUUGUUGUUGUUUGUAUGUCUGUUGUUGUGUAAAUGUGAGCGUGUUAUG
Messenger RNA from Pectinophora gossypiella (pink bollworm), 1499 nucleotides. RefSeq lists its product as uncharacterized. The transcript has 3 exons. Bases 52 to 690 code for a protein of 212 amino acids. NCBI's taxonomy places the organism in Eukaryota, Metazoa, Arthropoda, Insecta, Lepidoptera, Gelechiidae. The record is from RefSeq and is a predicted model, not a curated record.